AUGAGCGUGAAGCGGUCACCACCCGGUUCUAGAACGGGCUCACCUUUUAGUGGUGAAUUUAUGACCGGCUCAAACACCGAUCUACCUACUAACGAUUAUCAUAAAAUAACACAUAGGAGACGUAAACAAAUAGAUGCAGAUUUCGUGUCGUCUUCUCAGCUGACAGAAUUCAAAACUGAAAUAAUGGAAUUCUUCAAUAAUUUUGGGAACUCACAGAAGAAAGAAUUUAAAAGUUUGAAAGAUGAAGUGUCACAAAUUAAAGGAGUAAAAGACGACGUCACGAUUAUAAGGGAACAGCUGGAAUCUAUAAAAAUCAGUACUGUGAAAAUCACUCGCGAGCAUAGCGAAAUGAUGAAUGAUAUUUCCGAAUUAAAAAACUCAUUAAAUUAUCAUUCAGCUGAACAAACCACUCUGACAACAUGUAUUGAUGAUGUGGUAUCGGAGAUCAAAAAGGUUGAUCUUUUGCUGCAAAAUAUAUCGUAA
Molecule: messenger RNA, 483 nt
Organism: Parnassius apollo (apollo)
Lineage: Eukaryota; Metazoa; Arthropoda; Insecta; Lepidoptera; Papilionidae
Source: the annotation of a GenBank genome assembly